Molecule: messenger RNA, 975 nt
Organism: Orycteropus afer afer
Lineage: Eukaryota; Metazoa; Chordata; Mammalia; Tubulidentata; Orycteropodidae
Source: RefSeq, a predicted model, not a curated record
AUGCGAGGCUGCGCCACGGCCCGGGCGCUCACCGCCCUUGUGUGUCUUGGCAACCACCCCAAACCAUCCAUCUGGGCUGACCCCCACUCCAUCAUCCCACUGGGAAGUUCUGUGACCAUCUGGUGUCAGGGGUCUCCGGACACCGAUGUCUACCGUCUGUAUAAAGAAGAACAUAAGCUUUUGGACAUAACUGUGGUGGGUCUGGGUCUCAGGGACAAGGUCAGUUUCCUCAUCAGAUCCAUGGACAUAGUCAACGCAGGCCUGUACUACUGCAGGAAAUAUCAUCAUGAGAGUUUCUGGUCGGACAUGAGCGACCCCCUGCUCCUUAUUGUGACAGGAGUGUACGAGAGACCCGCCCUGUCCGCCCUCCCGGGCCCCCCCGUGAGCCCAGGAGCGAACGUGACCAUGCAGUGCCACUCCGAGGUCUCGGUGGACACAUUCCACCUGCUCAGGAAGGGCACCCCGCUCUGGUACCGUCGCCUGGGCAACAGUGCCAAGCCCGUUCAGGCCAACUUCACCAUCGGCCCCGUGACCUCAGCCCACCAGGGGCCCUACAGGUGUUACAGCUCACACAGCACCUACCCCUACCUGUGGUCACAACCCAGUGACCCCCUGGUGCUGGAGGUCUCAGGUGGCGCCCAGGAUCAGAGCUACAGGGACGUGCGAGGAGGCCUCCUGCGUGCUCUCCCUGACUACCUGAAAGUUCUGUCCGGGGUUUUGGUGGCCCUCAUCCUUCUCCUCAUCCUCUCCCUCUUCCUGGUCAUCCGCCACCGACGCCAGAGAAAACGCAAUGCCGUAGUGAGAGACAAGCCGCCUGAGGAACACGCGGAGCUGGACGGCCGGUGGGCUGGACUCCUGUGCACCACUGCCAAUGAGCGAAAGCGCUGGUGGACUGCAACACCACAGAAACACACCUCGCUCCUCACAGCACUUGAUGGCUGUGUGGCCACCACCGGUGGCCCUGGUCCCACGUGA